AUGAUGAUGAUGUUGCCCAAGAGCUCUUCUACCCGUCUUGCUCCCAAGAAGGCUUUAGCAGCUCCGGCUUCGCCCUUCGCCACGGCUUCGCAGACGUCCUCAGCAGGAGCAGACGCUGAUAUUGACGAAGAGGAAGCCACUCGUCUUCCAGAAUCCGAAUAUUCCGCUGCCUCCAAGCAGUCACAUUCUUCCGAUCCAAGUGACAUGCUUGAGCCUUCUACCGGCGGACCGGGUGUAUUGAAAAUCAAUUCAUCCACCCAACUUCCGAGGUCGCAGAAACAAAAGACGACAAGCGCAGCCGACCAGGCUGGUGUACAUGCGAGCAAAAAUGCCAAAAAGAAGGAGAAACAAAAGGCCGCGAAGGAGGCAGAGAAGGCGGAACAAAAAGCCAGAUUUGAGUUGCACCGUGCGACUAUGAGGGCCGCAGAAUCUGCUAAGCAGAAGCACAAGCCUCAAGCUGCUACCCCACCUCCACCUUCCGCAUGGACGAGCGUAAAUAGUCAAACCGCACCUGUUGCCCCCGCAGCUCCAAAAACAGAUGGCCUUCUCGAUACAUUUUCUACGUCAACUCUAAACAAGCCUGGUACGGCCGACGAUUCACCCAUCGACAGCGAAGAUGAGAAGAAACAGAUGAGGAGUACUCACCUUGACAACUCUUACUGGGAGGAAAUCCCAGAGCAUCUCAUUGGGGGUUGGAACGAAGUUCAAAAGAAGAGUCGCAAGCAGAAGAAGGCUGCAACUGAUGCGCAAACUGGGGAUGAGUCUACGGAUGCUAAGAGCGGGAGAGAGAACUUCCAAAUCAAGUCCUCAGUCAAGGCCCCAGUUAAGGCACCUGCCAAGAUCGUGAAGCAAACUGUCCAGAAGAAGGACACUUCAACAAGUGGGAAUGGAUUUCAACUCUUGGACAGCGGGAGCACAACAAGUGAUACCAAGAAUUCAAGUUCCGAUUGGGCAGAAAUCGACGAUUCCGACAACUGGGCAGUUCAUCCCGAAGAAUAG
Messenger RNA from Morchella importuna, 999 nucleotides. RefSeq lists its product as uncharacterized. The record is from RefSeq and is a predicted model, not a curated record. The coding region runs from base 1 to 999 and encodes 332 amino acids. NCBI's taxonomy places the organism in Eukaryota, Fungi, Ascomycota, Pezizomycetes, Pezizales, Morchellaceae. The transcript has 2 exons.